UUUAACUAUUCUGAUAAAAUUAGCAGUAUAAGAAGGGAGGAUUGAACCGUCACCCUCAUGACUUCACCAUCGGCAGCGACGAGGAGUCGAGAGAACCAGUAGCGACGAGCAGGGUAAAUCAACCGUUCUGAAUACAGGAGAGAUGAUUUAUCCAUUUAACUUAUUAAAUUCUUCCAUCCCAGAUUUGACUAUUUUCUCGGUAUAAUAGAUUCAUCUGGAAAUGGAAGAACAAUUCAUACUCCGAGUUCCACCUUCUGUUGCUGAGCGAAUAGACCGCCUUUUGAAUGAAAAUGCAUUAUCAUCCGAGGAUAAUUCAUUGGAUUUGUCCUUUUCUGAGGAUGGAAGGAAUGGAACAUUUGUCAUAGGCAGUGAUCGUUUCCCUACGUCUCUCUUGGAUCUUCCUACCGGUGUGGAAUCAUAUAAAACCUAUGAUGAUAAUGUGCUAAUCAAAACAGCAGACAUUGGUCAGAUAAUUAUGGUACGAGAAGAGGGUGAUACUGCCCCAGAUGAUGUAGAAUACAGGCAUGGCCUCACUCCUCCAAUGAGAGAUGCUCGACGGCGGCGCUUUCGUAGGGAACCAGAUCUAAAUCCAGAGCUGGUUCAACGGGUUGAGAAGGAUCUGGUGAACAUUAUGGCUGGUGGAACUGCAGAGAAUGUUGUUAGUUCACAUGCUGGAGCAGUAGAGCAUGAAGAUGCUGUCAACAAUGUGCGAAAUGCAACCAAAAAAGUCGCACCUGCACCUGCCCCAAAGCCAGAUGCCCCAGGGGCUGAAAUCAAUGCUGCUGGGGAGCCUGAAAGAAGUGAAUCUGAUGAUUCUGAUGAUUCCGAGUAAAUCUGAGCAAGAUUUAAAUUUAUAUUAUAUUCACAAAUAUUGGUCAGCCUAUUUAUACACUACUUGUAUGAAGUACAAUAUGUCUGCAAAUUCCAUGAAACUGUGUUGGAUCUCAAAAUAUCCUAAUGAUAAAAAUCCAAAGAUUCUACUUAAGGUACAA
Messenger RNA from Macadamia integrifolia, 992 nucleotides. RefSeq names its product transcription initiation factor TFIID subunit 7. The record is from RefSeq and is a predicted model, not a curated record. Gene Ontology annotation, cellular component: transcription factor TFIID complex. NCBI's taxonomy places the organism in Eukaryota, Viridiplantae, Streptophyta, Magnoliopsida, Proteales, Proteaceae. Bases 221 to 832 code for a protein of 203 amino acids. The transcript is spliced from 6 exons. Gene Ontology annotation, molecular function: RNA polymerase II general transcription initiation factor activity. Gene Ontology annotation, biological process: RNA polymerase II preinitiation complex assembly; transcription initiation at RNA polymerase II promoter.